UGCUCCACAAAUAGAUAUCCGACAAAUUAUCUAGCAGAAUAAACCAUGGGGCCAGCCUGCGCACGGCUCGUCCUCUUCGCGGCCGUGGCAUUGCUGUUCACCGGCCUCCUCCCGCGGGCGUUGGGGAAGGCAGGUGGUGGUGGUGCCGUCAACCCGCAGGUCGCCGGCAUCUGCUCUAAAACCCCGUUCCCGGAAGUGUGCAAGUCCACAGCCGGGCGGCAUGCGACCAAAUAUCCGGUCAUCGACAACCUGGCCGUGCUCAACAUGCAGGUAGACGCGUUCUCCAAGCGCACCGCGCAGGCCCGAAAGCACGUCGCCAAGUCGGCCCGCACUAUCCCACCGGCGCAGGCGCAGGCCCUUACAUUUUGCGACACCAUGUACAUGAACACCCAGGACACCAUCGGGGCAGCACAGCGGGCAAUCACGUUCAAGGACACGGGCACCGCGAAGAUCAUGCUGCAGCUCGCCGUCCAGGAUUUCGACUCGUGCGACCGGCCGUUCACUCAGGCCGGCGUCCCCAACCCCAUGGGGAAGUUCGAUAAGGAGCUAAACCAGAUGGCCAACAACUGUAUGACGCUUGCAAACAUGAUCUGAGCCAUGCGGAGGCAGUUAGGCAUGCUGGUGCCCCCAGCGUGAGAUUGCAUGCACCCGCAUGCAAAGACAAGCAAGGGCGUGAAGGACUUCAGAUUUUCGGUUUAUUUUAUUAUAAUCAAUUUGAUUAAUUCAUUGAGCGAUCUAUUAACUAACUCUAUGUAUUUGUCCGUUACCAUGUUCCGACCCGCAAUCUUCAGUAGGUCAUGAAAUGAGGAAGAGAGGGCCCCUUUCCAUUUGUUUGG
Molecule: messenger RNA, 836 nt
Organism: Panicum virgatum (switchgrass)
Lineage: Eukaryota; Viridiplantae; Streptophyta; Magnoliopsida; Poales; Poaceae
Exons: 1
Coding region: 46-594 (182 amino acids)
Molecular function (GO): enzyme inhibitor activity
Source: RefSeq, a predicted model, not a curated record